Messenger RNA from Musca domestica (house fly), 1485 nucleotides. RefSeq lists its product as uncharacterized. Bases 224 to 1438 code for a protein of 404 amino acids. Lineage: Eukaryota; Metazoa; Arthropoda; Insecta; Diptera; Muscidae. The transcript has a single exon. The record is from RefSeq and is a predicted model, not a curated record.
UGGAUCUAGGGAUCUCAGUUGUGACGGCGUUCUUUUUUAAGUCGAAAGGCUUUGCGAUAUGGGUUAAUUCUACAUGCAUACACACAUUCACAGGAUUCUUUCUUUGUUGUUGAUAAAGAGAGAAAUACGGACGGGUGUUAAUAAGUCCAGCCGGUGAAAACCAUAUGGGAUAUUAAGGAUACUCGUUUUACAAAACAGUGGCAGCUUUAUCCCAUCACUUAGUAUGCCUGGAUUUCAGGAUUCCCUCCAACAGCAAGGCCGAUUGAAUACUCUAGAUGUAAUGCAGGAAUAUUUUGCCAAAUUAAAUCCCAUAGCAGAGCGUAUAUACCAUGAUAUAAAUGACACCAAAGUGAACUAUGGUAAAUUAUGGGAUAGUCUCAACUAUCAUGAACAGACGGAUAUUAUAAACGACACGCUCAUCAAGCCGGAAAUUUCAUUGCACUAUUUUGAUAGCUUUACUACACCCCAGUCGAAUUCUAGCAAAAGUCAUGCAUCAACCGAUUCCUUGGCCGCCAUAGUCUUGAAUGACUUCAGUGCACACAAAGAUAAUGGUGGUGGCAGAGACUGCAAAGACAUAGUUCCACUGAACAAACAAUUUGAUGCCAAAUAUAAUAAAAACGAAGGAUAUGGGUUUGAUGGUCGCGAUUUAAGGACAUUUGCCAUACAAACGGUAGCAAUGAAAGUGAUUCAAGACGAUAAUAUUGGCAGCUUUCGUGAUGAGUACUCGCGACCAUUUAGUUAUCGCACCAAGUCACAAAUAAAUUUACAUCUGUUUUCGGGGGAUCUUUCGGAUUCAUGGCAUACUGGAAAUCAUCAGCAGCUCUCAUUGUUCCCAGGCAGCAAGGAUACCAAACAAGAACCGUUGGAUGCUGAGUCCAAAAAGACUCUGCUAAAUUAUCAGCGACUACAGUGUGAACUAAAGAAAAGUUUAAAUCAGAAUCUACAAAAAUCACGGCUAAAUGAUGUCCACCAAAAAAGUGGUGGUGGUGGUGUUGUCAAACCGAGCAGUAUUACCAGCCCCUGCAUGGAUAUUCUGAAAAAUCGCAAAAGUAGUAAUAAUAUCGAAUCUCCGAACAGCAGCAGUGUUGACAGUGAAAAGCAAGCCAGCAAUACCAACAAGUUAAAACCAAAUAAAUCGAAUUCUUCUUCAAUAAUACAGGUAUUUUUAAACUCAAAUAAUAGUUCGGCCCCACCAUCGGCCAGCAUUGUUAAUUAUGCUGUCUACACUGAUAGUUUUUUGGAUGGCGAGGAGAAAACUAAUUUAAUGCAGAAUUGUGGUAGGGGUCAAUUUUUAUUGUCGGCCUCAUCCUCAUCUACAGCCACCUCUGAAGAUGAUGAGUAUGAUGGCCGAACUGAUGAUAAGGCAUUGGACUCGGAAGAAGUUUAUCUUUUGGAUAGGGAUAUACGCAAGGGAUUUGAUUUUCUAAAUAAUUGGUAAUUCUUUUUAAAGCUAAAAUGGUAUACUUUAUUGGAUUUUUUUUUUUU